AUGAGUCGUAGCACUAAGACUACGAUUACUUCUUCUUCAGUUGUUGGAGGUGGCGGUGGAGGACGUAGCUCUAGUGGAGGUGGUGGUGGGCAUUCUUCAAGCUCCACUAGAAGGAUAACCAGUGGUGGAAGCUUUUCUGGUAGAAGUUAUGGUGGAGGAGGUUCCAGAUGUGGUUAUGGAGGGGGAAUAAGCAGUGGUGGUUAUGGAGGAGGAAUAAGCGGUGGCAGUUGUGGAGGGGGAAUAGUUGGUGGUGGUUAUGGAGGGGGAAUAAGCGGUGGCAGUUGUGGAGGGGGAAUAGUUGGUGGUGGUUAUGGAGGGGGAAUAAGCGGUGGCAGUUGUGGAGGGGGAAUAGUUGGUGGUGGUUAUGGAGGGGGCUUUGGAUCAAGUUGUGGCUUCGGGGGAUUUGAUGGCGGUUACGGAGGUGGCUUUGGUGGCUUUGGUGGAGGUGGUGGUUUUGGUGGUGAUGAUACUGGCAUCCUCUCCAACAACGAAAAGAUAACCAUGCAGAACCUUAAUGACCGCCUGGCUUCUUACCUGCAUAAGGUGCGAGCUUUGGAAGAAGAAAAUGCUAAUCUUGAGAAUUUAAUCAAGGAAUGGUAUCAGAAGCAAGGUCCAAUUGCUACAUUAAAGGACUACAGUCGCUAUUAUAAAGAAAUUGAAGACCUUAACAAUCAGAUUGUUAAUUCAUCUGUGGAUCUUAACAAGGCCUUUCUGAACAUUGAUAACACUAGGAUGACUAUUGAUGACUUUAAACUGAAAUAUGAAACUGAACUGGGCCUCCGCCAGAAUGUGGAGAGUGAUAUUAAUGGCUUACGCCCCCUGUUGGACCAACUGACCCUAACCAGGUCUGACCUGGAGAUACAGUUUGAAUCCCUGACGGAGGAACUGAUUUCUCUCAAGAAGAACCACGAGGAGGAAAUUAAAGGACUGCACCCACAGACCAGUGGUGAUGUUAAUGUGGAGGUCAAUGCUACUCCAAGCUUUGAUCUGACAGAAACACUAAAUGACUUGAGAAGAGAAUAUGAGCAAAUCAUUGAGAACAACCGUAAAGAGGUGGAAAAAUGGUAUGAAACCAAGAUUGCAGAAGUUAAUCACGAAGUCCACUCGAGUGGUCACGACAUAGAGUCAAGCAACAAACAGGUCACAGAGCUGAGACGUGAAUAUCAGAACGUGGAAAUCGAGCUGCAGUCCCUUCUCAGCACGCUACAGUCUUUGCAGUCCUCCUUGGCUGACACAGAAGGUCGCUACAACGUACAGCUGCAACAGCUCCAGACUCUUAUUGUCUCUGUGGAAGAAGAACUGGCAAGUAUCCGAUGUGAAAUAGAUAAUCAGAAUCAAGAGUACAGGCUGCUCCUUGGCAUCAAGAACCAGCUGGAACAGGAGAUCGCUCAGUACCGGCAUCUACUUGAUGAAGGAAAUCAAGACAUUAGUGUUCCACGAGGAGGAGGUGGCUUUUCUUCAGGAGGAGGAAGAGUCAUUGGAGGUGGAGGAUCAGGAGGCAGAACUGGAGGAAGUAGCAUUACUUAUGGAAGUAGCACAGGGGGAGGAAGAGCAGGAAGUAUCACUGUCAGUGGAGGAUCAGGCGACAGAACUGGAGGAAGUAGCAUUACUUAUGGAAGUAGCACAGGGGGAGGAAGAGGAGGUGAAAGAAGAGGAUCAGGAAGUAGAACAGAAACAAGAGAAAGUAGUAUCCAUUAUACUGGAGGUAGCACAGUAAGAGGAGGUGAAAUUUGCCCAGGGGAUGGAACAGGAGGAAGAUCAUGUGGUAUAACUGGAGGAGGAGAGAGAAUUUCAGGAGGUAGUAGUAGUUCUACCCACUCCUAUUCAUCUACCCAUGGCCACUCAUCUUCUCAGCCAUCCAAGUCUGGUGAAAUCCACGGAUACUCAAGAAAAUCCUUUGAUUAACCAGACAUGUCGACGAUCCUCCAGCCAAACACCAUCCAUUUGAGCAAACUUCAGACAAAGUUAGAGUGAACUCACCACAUUUCCUGCAUGC
Molecule: messenger RNA, 1996 nt
Organism: Mauremys mutica (yellowpond turtle)
Lineage: Eukaryota; Metazoa; Chordata; Testudines; Geoemydidae
Product: keratin, type I cytoskeletal 13-like
Exons: 8
Coding region: 1-1905 (634 amino acids)
Cellular component (GO): keratin filament
Molecular function (GO): structural molecule activity
Source: RefSeq, a predicted model, not a curated record